GUUCGGAUAGUUAUCCGCGACCAACCGAACAUUACGGAGUACGAAAACAAUAAUGUAUUAAUUCCAAUAAACCAUAAAACUUUAAAAUUUAAUAAUAAAUAUACAGAUUUAAUAAUAAUUAUAACAAUAAUAAUAAUUAAAAAAAAAAGCAUUGUGUUUACCAACAAAGGAUUUGUAAUUUCGGAUUAUAAUAAUGGUGAAUUAUAAAUUAACUGACGUCUAGUGAGUCGUCCAGGUGAUUCGUCAUCUCCAACAACAGCUUGUAUUUACGAGUAGUGUGGAGAGUUAAACAACCAAACAAUUAUAGUUUUAUAAUAAUACACACUAUCCAAUGAUACUCUGACGUAUUUGACAUUUACUGAGAUUGUGGUAGAGCAACAUGUGGAGUCCAACACACGUCCAGGUAACAGUUCAAAGGGCACGAGGAUUGUUAACAAAAGGAAAACAUAAGACUAACGACUGCUUCGUGACAAUCGGACUUGGCAAGGAGAAAUAUCAAACGUCAGUUAAAGAGAAGGCCAGCGAGAAUGUUGAGUGGCACGAAGAAUGCGAACUCCAGAUUCCUUCACAGGGCAAUACGGCGGAAAUUGUCCUCACUGCUCUUCAUCGUAACUUCCUGGGCGUCGACGAGUUCUUAGGAAUGGUCACCGUUCCAUUAUCGAGUUUCGAUGUUUACGAAAGACCGAGAAAUAGAUGGUAUAGCCUUGGUAGUAAACCCGGAAAAGAAAAUACAAAAGAACGCGGUGAGCUUGAAGUUAAAAUAGGUUUUAUUGUUAAAGCCGGCAGUCUUACCGAUUUAACGCGUAAAGAACGUCAUAAAAGUUCACUGGGUCAGCUGUCAACGGCAGCUCACUCGAUUGGUGGCAGUCUUCUAAGUAUUGGUAGUUUGGAGAAACGUAAGGGCUUGAAAAAAUUAGCUAAAUCCAUCGGGAAUCGUGUUAAAGGCAAGAGUAAACAUAAAUUGGACCAUGAACAUGAGUUUGAUGAAGUUGAAGAACAUCAAAUUAGGCCGACUAGGCAGGAACCUGGUGAAGCUGAUCCUGGUGUUAUUAGUGAAGAUGAUGAUGAAUUUACGUUUGAUGAUUUAUCACACAAAAGUUCAGCUUCAUCUCUCAAUGCUCCAGUAUCAAGUGGCUUAACGUCUGGUUAUUCCAGCAAUUCAACAACGCAAAGUUCACGAACAACGGAUUUAAAUAUAUUAUCAACACCCACAAAUCCAGCUCCGAAUAAGCCGCCUCGUUUUAGCACGGGCUCUAAUUUAAACUCAUCAUUAUCUUCAAAUAAUUUUACUGGUAACAAUAAUAACAUCAACAAUAAUAAUAAUAUUAACAACAAUAAUGAAGCCGAACAAGAUGAAUGGGGUCGAAAACUUUAUGGAUUACAAUCGUCGAAUAUAAGUAAUAAAAAAUGGGAUAAUAAAUUAACUCCUAAAAUAGUAAUAGAUCAAGCGAAAGAUAAUCGUGAAUUGACGACAUCAUCAGUAAAUUUAUCGCCAUCAACAACGACGACAACAAUGAGAUUUCGUGAUACUCCAGAACCACCGAGCCCUGCGCCACGUGAAAUAAUUCAAGUUAAACGUACUAAUAAAGACGAUAAAAUAAGUAUGAAAGAUCGUAAUUCGAAAGAAGAAAAACAGUUGAUUAGUGGAAGUAUUGGUGGUGGUAGAGAUCGUAGUCCUAAUGUUAAGGACGAUAAAGCGGGCAAUAAAAGUCAAAAGGAUGAUAAAAUAUCUAAGAAAGAUAAAAAGAAUAGAGACAAAGAAUUACUUAAGGGUAAAGAUAUCAAUGAGGAAGUUAAAUUAUCUUCCGAGAGAAUUAUUAUUGGCGGUGAAGAUGCUACUAAAAAUAAUAUGGGAGUAAAAAGUCGACUUCCUCAUGAGGUUCUUGCACAGUUUGACGGUAAAACACGUGAGGAUCUCAUUGAGAUGGCUUUACAAUUGCAAACAGAAGUUAAUGAUAAAAAACGACGACUAGCUGAUCUCGAAGAUUACAUCGACUCCCUUUUACUCCGAGUUAUUGAAACUUCACCGCGGAUAUUACAAAAUCCCUACUCGAAUAACCGCCGUUUAUUAUAAUACUUAUGAGAAAUAAAUUUCAAAACUUAAUCAAAUCUUCCGAUUACCGCAGUUAAAUUGAUA
This is a messenger RNA of Cotesia glomerata, 2137 nucleotides long. It is a transcript of the gene Rip11, whose product is annotated as rab11 family-interacting protein 2. Gene Ontology annotation, biological process: regulated exocytosis. NCBI's taxonomy places the organism in Eukaryota, Metazoa, Arthropoda, Insecta, Hymenoptera, Braconidae. Gene Ontology annotation, cellular component: intracellular membrane-bounded organelle. The transcript is spliced from 6 exons. The coding region runs from base 380 to 2074 and encodes 564 amino acids. The record is from RefSeq and is a predicted model, not a curated record. Gene Ontology annotation, molecular function: small GTPase binding.